Messenger RNA from Daldinia childiae, 2385 nucleotides. Its product is annotated as putative beta-glucosidase A. Gene Ontology annotation, molecular function: beta-glucosidase activity. The coding region runs from base 1 to 2385 and encodes 794 amino acids. The record is from RefSeq and is a predicted model, not a curated record. Lineage: Eukaryota; Fungi; Ascomycota; Sordariomycetes; Xylariales; Hypoxylaceae. Gene Ontology annotation, biological process: glucan catabolic process. The transcript is spliced from 6 exons.
AUGCGAAUCUCAGCGGCGGUUCUUGUCUCCCUUGCUACCCUCGGCGGUGCUCAGAAGGCCACAUUCGAGCUUUCGUACCCCUCGCCGUGGGGAACUGGUGGUCCGGGAUGGGACGAAGCGUACGAGAAGGCUAGGGAGUUCGUUAGCAAGCUUACGCUGCUUGAAAAGGUUAACUUGACGACCGGGACUGGUAAUCAGGCGGAUUUAUCCGAUCUCAACUCCGUGUUUCCGGCUGGCAUCAGCGCAGCGGCAACAUGGUCGCGAUCUUUACUCCGGAAACGGGGCGAGGCGAUUGGACAAGAAUUCAGCGGUAAAGGCGUUGGUAAGCGCUCAUUUCUCUCUCACCUCACUACCAGCAAUCGGCCCUCUAGGCCGAGACCCCGCGGCGGCCGCAACUUCGAAGCCUUCGGGCCAGACCCGUACCUCGCCGGCGUAGCAGUCGCCGAGACGAUCAUCGGGGCGCAGAGCGCGGGCGUGGUGGCCAGCGUCAAGCACUAUGUCCUUAACGAGCAGGAACACUUCCGCAGCGGCAUCAGCUCUAAUCUUGAUGAUAAGACUAUGCAUGAGGUGUACCUGUGGCCGUUCGCGGACGCGGUGCGCGCGGGUGUGGGCAGUGUUAUGUGCUCGUAUAAUCAGAUCAAUAAUAGCUAUGCGUGCGAGAACUCGUAUGUGUUGAAUAAGCUGUUGAAGAACGAGCUUGGGUUUCAGGGGUUCGUUGUUACCGAUUGGGGCGCGCAGCACAGUGGUGUUGCUAGCGCACUCGCUGGCUUGGAUAUGACGAUGCCUGGGGAGGGGUUCGGCGCGGGCACGUACGGAUCGUACUGGGGCGGCGCUUUGACUGAAGCGGUGCUUAGCGGUGCGGUUCCACAGUGGCGACUCGACGACAUGGUUAUUCGUAUUAUGGCUGCUUUCUACAAGGUAGGGCGGGACACGAAGCAGGUCGAUAUUAACUACUCUUCCUGGACGAACGAGACCACUGGCUACCAGUAUUGGGCUGCGAAGCAGGGAAACACGACGGUGAAUUAUCAUGUCGACGUGCAGGCCGACCAUGGAGAGCUCAUCCGCGAGAUGGGCGCAAAGGCGACGGUACUGUUUAAGAAUGUUGGGAAAGCUUUACCCUUGGUUAAGCCCGAGAGUAUUGCUACCGGAUUUGCAAUAACGGGACGCUUGCGAUGGGCUGGGGUUCGGCGACGGGCCGAAUACCCCUAUUUGAUCUCGCCGGCCACCGCGCUUGAGAAGCAGGCGGAGGCCGAUGGUACAGUAUUCACGAAUGUAAAGGGGAAUUUCGAUCUUGAUGCUGCCAAAGCGGCUGCAAGUAAUGCCUCUGUUGCGAUUGUCUUCGCUAAUGCUGAUUCGGGAGAGGGAUAUACGACGUUGGACGGUAACUUCGGAGACCGUAAUAAUCUUACGCUUUGGAAAGGUGGCGAUGAAUUGAUUGAAGCAGUUUCGUCUGUUAACCCUAAUACUGUAGUUGUUAUUCACAGUGUCGGCCCGGUUCUAAUCGAUCAUAUCAAGACGAAUCCAAACGUGACUGCCAUCCUAUGGGCUGGUCUCCCGGGUCAGGAGUCGGGUAACUCGCUGACGGACGUGUUGUACGGAAAGGUUAACCCGCAGGGUCGAACGCCCUUUACCUGGGGCAAAGGGGCGAAAGACUGGGGAGUAUCUAUCCUGUUCAACUCUACCUCGAUGGAGCCACAGCAGGAUUUCGCAGAGGGCCUCUUCAUCGAUUACCGAUACUUCGACCGAGAGGAGAUCGAACCUAGCUUCGAAUUCGGCUUCGGACUUAGUUACACCAACUUCACGUACUCGAAUUUGACAGCAGUUCACCACGACCCAGGAGUAUAUACACCAGCAUAUGGAACCACGCCCCCGGCACCAACGUACGGCGAGUUGGAUUUAGACCCGAAGAAUGCGAUUACCCCCGAGGGCUUCUCCAAGAUACCGAGGUUCAUUUAUCCGUAUAUCAAUAACCCGACGAUCCCAAACAUAACCGCUGAGAUUCCCCCGGGAGGCCACAAUGCUUCUGCGCAGCCGAUCCUGCCGGCGGGAGGUCCGUCAGGUGGAAAUCCUGAGUUAUACGAGGUACUCUAUGUUAUUAGUGCAGAUAUCACUAACAGCGGAGAGGUAGCUGGGACUGAGAUCCCACAGCUUUACAUCUCGCAUGGCGGUCCGGCGGAACCAAAUGUCGUGCUACGCGGUUUCGACGAGAUAUACCUCGAGCCGGAAGAGACGAAGACGGUGGUUUUUAAUGUGACUUAUCGUGACUUGAGCAAUUGGAGCUCCGAGGAGGAAGAUUGGCGUCUCACUGGGUAUCCGAAGACAGCAUAUGUCGGGGCGAGUUCGAGGGAUUUGAGGUUGCAGAAGGCGUUGCCGCUUCCGAGGUAA